This is a messenger RNA of Mesorhabditis spiculigera, 507 nucleotides long. The record is from the annotation of a GenBank genome assembly. Lineage: Eukaryota; Metazoa; Nematoda; Chromadorea; Rhabditida; Rhabditidae.
AUGGUGGCCACCUCGGUGAGCCCGAAGCGGAUUAGCCCGGUGAAGGGCGACGAAAUCGAGCAGUUGGCCCCCUUGAAGCCUCCGCAGGUCCCCGUGCUUCCACCAGAGAUUGCUUCUCACCCACUCAUCGAGUCGCCACCUCGCAAGGAUUUCCUGCCAACUGCCGCCUAUUCGAAUGGCUAUGAACAGCAGCCGGAAAUUUCGCUGCCAGUUAGAGAGCCUUCUCCGGAAGAGGAAUCCGAUGCCGACUCUGAAAUGUUGGUGCGAGAUGAGCCACAACGACGAGUACAUGAUCUCGUGCGACAAGUGCGACGUGUGGCAGCACAUGAAAUGUGUCGGCAUCCCCACCGCCAAGCCCCGAAGAACUACCUGUGCGAGCAGUGCAACCCGCGCAAGAUGAAGCUCACCAAGGGACAGGCCAAAGACUACCAGCAGAAGAAGCUCGCCGAGCUGACGAAGGAGAAGCAGCGGAAGAAGGACCGUCGUGAGAAACGCCGGGCGAGAAGC